AUGGGCAUCGCAAGCAGCAAGCCCGACGAUGGGGCAUCUCUCUACCUGAGAGACCAAAAUCGAUUGAGCAUAACUUCCUUGGUCAUCACAAACCCGCGGAAGCGCAGCUCCGUGAACAUCGUUCCCAAUGCAUUUCCAGCUACCAGAGUAUCCGUUCACCGGCCUGUUGGCGACAAUACCACUGUAGACUAUGUCCAGGAUCCCGAACCCUCCAACCCGAAUGCCCCCCCCAGCUUCCUCCUCAAGCUUAGCAACGAUGACGAGCUCAUAUUUACCUUUACAUUUGUUUUGCGCCAGGGCCAGGGCGCCCUGCCCGCCACCGCAGACAUCAAACCGCUUCCGGCCGACACGAUCAUUUCCGGCCUCACUUUUGUCAAUGCCUCCACAGCCAAGGAGGUCGAGAACCUUGUAACUCGCGAGUUCCAUGCCGACCCGAACCUCCACAGAAAUUCCAACGUCGCUUUAGUCGGCGAUUAUUCCACCGGUGGAAGCCCAUCAGUGACGUUCGAAUGGACCUGGAAGUGGAAGCCACCUAGAAUCACCGAAGACCGAGGCGGUGGCUGGAGGAACGCAUGCAGCUUUGUUGAGUAUGAUUCCCGGGCCCAUCGGCUACACACUUUGGCGAGCUUCUCGUACUUCGUUUCAGGCACACCAGCAUCCUUGAGCCACCCCAACUCACCCUCCCCUCCGUUCCUCCUGGCAUCUCCGCCUAAGAUCCGAGUUGCCUCGGCCCAAACAGUCGACUCCCGCAUCACCGUUCCCGAUAUCGAUGAGCCUGUAUCACCCCUCCUACCGGCUUCCGAGCUGACCCUUCCCCCAUCGACUCCUUUGCUACAAGAGCCAUUCAGGGUCGACGUCGCUUGCCCGAAGCCCACAGAGGACGUUGCAGUCAGCGAUGACGGCCCACUUUUCCGCGCUACUCUCAAAGCCCUAGAGCAGAAGACGGGUAACCUGAGAGUGCAGAUGAAGAAGGUCUUGAAGAAGGCAGAGCAUGCGCACAUGUGUCAACAGGACGCAAACGAAGCUUUCCUCAAUUUCGUGGAUUCGUUACGAGAGGCUUCGUCCACCAAUGCUAACGCAGUCCAACCUGCCCUCGAGCACUAUUUCGAUAAAAUUGCCAGAGAGAUCUUGUCCUACGAACGACAAAACACCUUUAACCUUCAGAAGAUAAUUAUUGAACCCGUUGCUAAACUGUACCAAGUCGAUAUCAAACAGGCCGAGGCAAAGAAGCGAGACUUUGAGGAGGAGAGCAAGGACUACUACGCAUACGUGUCGCGUUACUUGGGCCAGCGACAGGACUCGGUCAAGGCUAAGAAACUUGCCGACAGCGACUCCAAGUACCAGAACAAGCGCCGCAACUUCGAGCUCAAGCGUUUCGAUUACUCCAGCUUCAUGCAGGAUCUCCACGGCGGCCGCAAGGAGCAGGAAGUUUUGUCGCACCUUACAAAGUUCGCUGAUUCCCAGACUCGAAGCUUCCUUGCUGCCGCGAAGAAGAUCGAUGUUCUUUUGCCCCAGCUUGAGGCGUUAUCUACUGAAGUCCAAGAGGCAGACAAGGAGUACCAGUAUCAGAGACGCGAGCGAGAGGAGAAACGCCGUCUUCUUGAGAAGAGCAACACCCCUUACAAGGAACCCGAGCAGUCUUCUAGCACAGCGAGCAGCAGUGCGCCGAUCGCCACGAGCUCCAACGGUCAUGCAGGCAAUACCUCGGAUUCGGAUUUGGGCCGUGCAGAUAGUACGGGAUCGCAGUUGAAGACUGCGCUUUCAGGUGGCUCAGCCUCUGCCAGUGGUCCUUCAGCCGCAGAGCUCUCCAGGUCUCCAGGUAGCCUUGGGCAAUCAUCAGUGGGAAGCCCCGUAGUACCAUCCAAGUUCAAAGGGUUCCGCGAUCUUGAAGAGCGGGAUGUCACGCAGAUGACAUUUGGCCAUCGAAAGGAAGGGCUCCUCUGGGCCCUCAACCGACCUGGGGGACAUGUAGACCCCCGCAACUUGAACAAACAGGGCUGGCAUAAGUUCUGGAUUGUAUUGGAUCAAGGAAAGCUGUCCGAGUACAGUAAUUGGAAGCAGAAGCUCGAUCUUCACAUGGACCCCAUUGACCUCCGAAUGGCGUCAGUUCGAGAAGCCCGAAAUGCGGAACGACGGUUCUGCUUCGAGGUCAUUACCCCUAAUUUCAAGCGAGUUUACCAAGCCACGUCCGAGGAGGAUAUGAAUAGCUGGAUCCUCUCCAUCAACAAUGCUCUACAGAGUGCCAUGGAAGGACGAGCCUACCAGGGCAAGCCGACAUCGUCCAAUGGCGACUCAUCCCUUAAGAGAGAUAUCGGCUCAGUGCUCACAGGCAAGACACAAUCGGUGGGCCACGCACCACACGGCAGCACUUCCAAUACCGGAAUGCCGAGUCGUAGGAUCACAGUUGGUGCUCGACCAACCGCAGUGCGAACAGCGAGUUCGGGAUACGACGAGAACCCGGACAAGCUCCUUCAGAUGGUUCGAGAUAAUGACCAAGGCAAUAUGUGGUGCGCGGAUUGUGGUUCUGGUUCCAAGGUGGAGUGGGUAUCCAUCAACCUGGGCAUUAUCCUUUGCAUCGAGUGCAGUGGUAUCCACCGCUCACUCGGCACCCACAUCAGCAAGGUGCGGUCUCUCACGCUUGACAUUAAGUCAUUCACAGUCGAUAUUGUCGAGCUCCUGCUGCUCAUCGGAAACCGAGUGUCAAACAUGGUCUGGGAAGCCAGGUUGGACCAGUCGGUCAAGCCAACUGCUCAAGCAACUCGAGAGCAACGGCUCCGGUUCAUCACGGCCAAGUACGUGGAUAGAGCCUUCGUCGAACCCAUCUCAUCGACACUGUCACGAUAUGGCACGGCAGACGAGACACUUCUGGCAGCUAUUAAGAAAAACGAGAUCCAGCAGGUGCUCUAUGCCUUGGCGUUGAAGGCGAAGCCCAACACAGUCGACAAGAUGAGGGGCACCCAUGCCGUCUUCUUGGCUCUCGCCGCGGCCGACCCGGCAGCCCCCUCACCGACCCCGGGACAGACGGCAAGUGAUGGGGAUGGAAAGGCAAUACCAUUCCCUGUUGCGGAAUUACUGGUUCAGAAUGGAGCGGAGAUCCCUGCGACGAUGCCGGCAUUCCCCCUGGGACGUUACGCGCAGUUGUAUGUGGAGCAGAAGCGAGGUCGAAGCACAGGGUCGAGCGACGCGGUGCCUUCACUGCCUUCUAACACAAGUGCAGCUGAGAGGUUGCGGCGCGAGAGGGAGGCCCGCUUGCAAAAGCGAGUAAGCACCGGCGGUAGGCUGGCCAGGUCUGCAAUUCCCGAGAAAUAG
Molecule: messenger RNA, 3309 nt
Organism: Ilyonectria robusta
Lineage: Eukaryota; Fungi; Ascomycota; Sordariomycetes; Hypocreales; Nectriaceae
Exons: 6
Coding region: 1-3309 (1102 amino acids)
Biological process (GO): intra-Golgi vesicle-mediated transport
Cellular component (GO): trans-Golgi network; cytoplasm; endosome
Molecular function (GO): protein binding; GTPase activator activity
Source: RefSeq, a predicted model, not a curated record